Apis cerana (Asiatic honeybee) is the source of this 1141-nucleotide messenger RNA. RefSeq names its product tRNA-specific adenosine deaminase 2. Gene Ontology annotation, molecular function: tRNA-specific adenosine-34 deaminase activity. NCBI's taxonomy places the organism in Eukaryota, Metazoa, Arthropoda, Insecta, Hymenoptera, Apidae. Gene Ontology annotation, biological process: tRNA wobble adenosine to inosine editing. The record is from RefSeq and is a predicted model, not a curated record. Gene Ontology annotation, cellular component: nucleus; cytoplasm.
AUGGAUAUUUUAAGUUGGAUGAAUAUUGCUUUACAAAAGGCAAAUGAUUCAUUACAAAUUGGUGAAGUUCCAGUUGGUUGUUUAUUUAUAUAUAAUAAUAAAGUUAUUGCUACAGAUAACAAUACAGUUAAUGAAACUCAUAAUGCAACUCGACAUGCAGAAAUAAAUUGUAUAGAUCAAGUUUUAGAAUUCUGUAAAAUAAAAAAUUUAAGCUAUAAAAAUGUUUUUUAUAAUAUUAAUGUUAUUGUUACAGUAGAACCUUGUAUAAUGUGUACAUCUGCAUUAUGUCAGCUACAAGUAUGUAACAUUAUAUAUGGUUGUAGAAAUGAUCGUUUUGGGGGAUGCAUUAGUGUUUUUGAAAUACCAAAACUUUAUAAUUCAAGAACAACAAUAAUGGGAGGUAUUAAAGGUCAUGAAGCAAUGACUUUAUUAAAAGAAUUUUAUAAAGGCACAAAUCCAAAUGUACCUGAAUCAAAGGUAAAAAAAAAUCAUAAAAAAAUGCUACAAAAAAAUUAAACAAAAAUUUAAUAAUUUUCAUGACUAUAAUUGAAGAGUAAAGAGGAAAAACAAAAAAUAUUAUAAAAUAUUUUUAUUGAAAAAGAUUAUUUUGAUAUUUUAGUUAACUAAUAAAAAAAUAAUAAGUAAAAUGUAUAUUUUAAUUAAAUCAUAAAAAAAAUGAAUAAUAAAAUAAUAAUUGUUAAUUUUAAUUUUAAUAAACAAAAAAUUAUGAAAUUGGUCAUUUCUUGUUUUUUUCUCUUAUUUUUUUAAUUCAUUAUUAAGAAAUAAAUUUUAAUUUUAUUUUAAUUUGGAUAAUGAAAUACAUAAAUAACAAAUAAGAUGUCAAAUAAUUCUAGAUCAGAAUUGAUUGUAUGCUGCCAAUAUACAUAUAAACAUUAUUUAUAUAAAAAUGUAAUAAUUUAUAAAAUUCUUAAAAAAUAUAUUUAUAAACACCAUGAAAGAUCUAAUUCACAUUUACCUUGAUACCAUCUAACAAGUAAUUGAUUUUUUAAUGUAUAAUCUUUUGAUGUCAUAUUUUUUGUCUAAAAUAAUAAAUAAAUAAUAUAUUAUACAUAUAUAUAUAAUUUAUUAAUAAAAUAAUUAUAAUUAUUAAUGAAAAUAAAAUUUAUUUUAAAAAAGCUUA